AUGGAUGAAGAGUGCCUUAAAGCUUUUGAUAUUUUAAAGAAAAAAUUGAUUUCUGCUCCGGUAAUUAUAGCUCCUGAUUGGAAUCAAAACUUUGAGCUGAUGUGUGAUGCCAGUAAUUAUGCCAUAGGAGCAGUUCUUGGCCAGAGAAGAGAAAAGAAAGGGAGUGAAAAUGUAAUUGCUGAUCAGUUAUCCCGACUGGUGAAUAAUGAAGUCACAAGCAAGGAAACAAAGAUUUGGGAAUCUUUCUCAAAUGAAACACUCAUGUACAUUCAACAAAGGUCGUGGUUUGCUGACAUGGCCAAUUUCAAAGCUGCAAGUGUCAUCUCGGAAGAUCUCAACUGGCAACAAAGAAAGAAAUUUUUGCAUGAUGCUAAACAGUUUGUCUGGGAUGACCCUUACCUCUUCAAAAUUGGAGCAGAUAAUCUUCUGAGGCACUGUGUGACUAAGGAAGAAGUGGAAGGAAUUCUAUGGCACUGUUAUGAUUCACCUUAUGGAGGACAUUUUAGUGGAGAAAGGACAACCACAAAGCUUGCAAAAGUACUCAAACAUUAUGGUGUGAGACAUAAAGUGGCUAUACCUUAUCAUCCUCAGACAAACGGGCAAGCUGAAGUUUCUAACAGGGAAAUAAAAAGGAUCCUGGAAAAGACAGUCGCCACAUCAAGGAAGGAUUGGUCUCAAAAGUUAGAUGAUGCCCUUUGGGCAUAUCGAACUGCAAUGUAG
Messenger RNA from Vigna radiata var. radiata (mung bean), 720 nucleotides. RefSeq lists its product as uncharacterized. Lineage: Eukaryota; Viridiplantae; Streptophyta; Magnoliopsida; Fabales; Fabaceae. The transcript is spliced from 3 exons. The record is from RefSeq and is a predicted model, not a curated record. Gene Ontology annotation, molecular function: nucleic acid binding. Gene Ontology annotation, biological process: DNA integration. Bases 1 to 720 code for a protein of 239 amino acids.